Molecule: messenger RNA, 2805 nt
Organism: Orbilia oligospora ATCC 24927
Lineage: Eukaryota; Fungi; Ascomycota; Orbiliomycetes; Orbiliales; Orbiliaceae
Exons: 2
Coding region: 1-2805 (934 amino acids)
Biological process (GO): regulation of DNA-templated transcription
Cellular component (GO): nucleus
Molecular function (GO): zinc ion binding; DNA-binding transcription factor activity, RNA polymerase II-specific
Source: RefSeq, a predicted model, not a curated record
AUGUCAUCGCACGGGAGGCCAGUAACUAUCCGCAAAAGCUGCCAGUUCUGUCGUACAAGGAAGAUAAAAUGCUCCGGGACGGCGAGAUGUGAGGCCUGCACGGAGCGAAACCUAGAUUGCGUUUAUGCUCCGGAGUCAGCGAAGGGAAGGCCUCGCAGGAUAUCCGCGUCUGCGGCUGCACGGGCGGCUGCAUUGAUGCAAGCAACGAUCAAGGAAAAUGAGGCACUCCAAACUACAACGUCCUCAACACAAAAUGAUGGAAGCUUCAAGUGCGACAGUUCCACAUAUUCCACUUCGGAUUUCCAAAGAGAGACUUCACUGCUUUCUUCCAAGACCGUUGAGAGCUGGACCCGUCUUCGGCCAUUCAUGUCAUGGAAUCCAAACAACACUAUCGCCCAGGAUAUCGACCUCUUCUUCCGCCAAGAGUUUGGCGGAGAAGGUAGUGCCCCGAUCCCAGACAACCCUUACCUUCGCGCAAUAUCUACCUUUGGGCAAAAGAUGAAAGAUAUUGACGAAUCAAAGACUCCUGCAACGUUUCAACGUCGCGAUUUAUCCGAUAAGAGUUCAAACUCGCCGGCGUCGGAUAUGUCAAGUCCGCCAGCUGAUCAAAUGGAGGUUCAAUAUAGAGCCCCCGUUAUGUCUUACGACGGGGUUUUGACAUUUAUGGCACAAGAAGUCGUAGAGAUGGUAGCUAUUAUGUAUGGAAGGCUGGGUUGUCAGCAUCUCGAGGACUCUGCCGGCAAAUUUUACGUCAAGAGCUGCUUAGCGGAUACGAGUCCUAGGAUGUUCUCAUCCUCUGUACUUAACGGGAUGGCUGCUCAGAAACCUAGCCCCCUCGCCAGAUUUGAACAGCAUCAAAUUGUUCAAAUGAUCGAAAGCUGGUUUAGUCUUCACCCACUCAGUAGUAUUGCGUCUAAAACCCUCUUUCUUCGCCAAUUCCGCGAUGGGAAACAUGACGAAAUCCUGCUUAAUCUUAUGGUCGGCGAUGCACUCUACAUUGGUGACGGUCGCAUUGGUUCCAAUGCUGGCGAACCGUUCUUCGAGUACGCUUGCGCUCUUAUGGGCGCCCGGAAGGAAGAUAAACUCUCUUUAUCAGUGAUGCAAUCAUGUCUUCUUCUUGCAUGGCACAACUUCUGUAUCGGCAAGGGUCGUCGUGGAACCGCAUUCGCCAGUCUCGCCUGUGCGGGCACUAACAAAACGCUCAUUCAGUUAAACGAGAAACCUAUCACCGGACAAGGAAUGAUCAAUGGUGUCGAUAUCGGAGAAGUCGAAACCGAGCUAUUAAAAAAUAUCAAUUGCGUUUUAUCCCUUCUAACGCUUUGGGGAUUCAUGCAAUUUGAUACACCUUUCGCUGAUUUCCUACCCGCCGUACCACUCGCCAGCGAAUCUCUUCCUUCAGACAGACGGUUUUCAAAAGUCGCAGAACUUGAUGAACGAAGCGGUAAUCUAUCCGCCCGCCGUCGUCAAGACUAUAUGAUUAAAUCCUGGUGGGCAUUAAGAAAUAUGACUUCGACUUGUUCGCACAUCUACGCUCUCUACCCGCGCAAUAUCUCCACUGCUCUUGAAGAAUCAAAAAAGGACGACAUGUUCUGGGUCUCGGUGCAUAGACUGAGAGGCAUCAAUAACCAAAACAUCCCACUACUCUGCCUUCGAAUCCGAAAGGUUCUUGAGGAAGCAGUACGCUCUCUCGAAGCAAAGAAGGAAUCGGACGAUUUAAAUAACACUGCACAUUCAGUGCCCGUGGUAUUAUACUAUGUCAUAAUGAUUCACCUACUCUUUCCAAACGUGGCAGAAGAGGAUGACUGGAGCGUUACAUUGGAUACCAUGGUGAAAUUCUUGGAAACAUCAGAGUUUUUGCUCGGAGCACUCGAUAGAUUCGAGUCGGAGAACAAAGACGCCCCAGGAGAUGAUAGAUGGGUCUUCUCGAGGGCUAUGCUCCCACCUGAGACCGCGGAUAUCGCUAUGGCGAAUAUGAUGCUAUUGGGUAUUGAUGCCUGCGGACGAGCUUUAGAGUAUUUUAUCGGAUGUGUGGAUAAGGGGAGUUGGCAGGAGAGCCAAGUUGUAUUGGCACAUAGAGCACGACUACGAGAAGUUGCAAAGGCAUUAUUAAAAGCAGCCAAAUACGACAAAUUGAAUAGUGCAAGGAGACUGAAGGAAGUGAAAAGACAGGUUAAGAAAGUUAUCGGACGACUAGAAGAGUGGAGAGUACUCGACAACCCUGCCUCUCCACCUCAAGCCGUGGGAAGCACACAGCAAGAUAACACUGUCUUCGAAGGCUUCGGAGUUGGAACAUCACCCGCCGCAGCAUAUAACCUUGCAGGUGAUUACACCAACGCCGCAAACUUCGAUUUUUCGAAUAACAUUAGCUUCUCAGCUUGGAGAACCGCUACGGCGAUACCACAACAUCAACUUCCCUCACCGUCUAUCUCGUCAGUUCAGCCAUCGAACCCCGGUUCAACUUCAGGAAACUCUCCGGAAUUUGUAAUGCCAUCCGCCUCGCCUGCUAUCUCAGGUUUGGCCGCUACAGUGGCGAGAUCGAGGUCAAGGUCACGAACCACAAGUCCACCAGCGACUACCACUGCCCCUGGUAUCAAUAUCGACGCUAGUUUUCUAGACCCGUCCGAAAUCGAUUUAGCGGUUGCAGCAGCAGCUAGCAUCAGGCCGGAGGAUUUUCAAGACUUUUCUUUUACGAGCUAUGGGACACAUUUCCCUAGUCCAGAAACAACGCUGUGGGCAACUGUACCGCCGGGUGCAGGUGAGGAUGCUGGGGAUAUAUUGGAGAGGUUGAGGAGGGAUAAUGCUUAG